Molecule: messenger RNA, 1335 nt
Organism: Manihot esculenta (cassava)
Lineage: Eukaryota; Viridiplantae; Streptophyta; Magnoliopsida; Malpighiales; Euphorbiaceae
Exons: 3
Coding region: 617-1111 (164 amino acids)
Source: RefSeq, a predicted model, not a curated record
CAAGUCAAAGAUUGGUCAAACUGGGCAAUGCAUGACACCCCAAAGCCUUCUGGACUCUGCCACUGUCUGUCUCUCACUCUUCUUCUUCUCUUCUCCUAGAAACAAUAAAUAACCCUAAUCCUCUCUUCCCUCCAUUAAUUUAAUACUCUUUUUACUUUCAAAUGGCAACUUUUUUUUCAUUUCAUUUCCUCUCUCUUUCUCUGCCCAACCCUAAUUAAUAACCAUAUAGAAGAGAGUUUCUAUGGAUUAUAGAAGCAAAAGAGAGUUUCUCGGUAACUUCAGCCACACUUGCAACAGUUAAAAAAUGCUUCUUUUUUAAUUUAUUCAACUUUAGUUAGAGCUUAAACUCGAAAACCCACUGAGAUUAUUCCAUCUCAUUGAUAUAAGUAUUAGUAAAUGAAAGGCUGUGACUUCAAAACUGGGGCAACCUUGACUGCCAAUAUUAACACGUCACGACAAAAACAAUCACAUCAUGGGCUUGCCAUGCAUGAACUCCAAAGAGACACUCCUAGCUUAACAUGACUUUAUGAGUUUUAUGUCUGGAUAAAAAAAAAAAUGCAAUAACCCCAGUGGAUAACCGGUGCAUGGAUUUUGAGCUGUGAUCUCUUUUGAAAACAUGUACAACUCAGAACACAAAGGUCAUUGCCCUCCAAUGAGUCCAAGAAUCUCCUUCUCCAAUGAUUUUGUUGAUUCACAGCAGAUUUUCAAACAAGAGAGAACCUCAUCAAGAUCAAGAUCAGAGGCCCCAGUAUCCACUGACUUCGAAUUCUCUGUCUCUAACUACUCCAUGAUGAGUGCAGAUGAGCUUUUCUUCAAAGGUACACUCUUGCCUUUCAAAGAUAAUGCCAAUAACAGCCAAAUGCAAAGGACUAUAAGAGAUGAGCUGCUUGUUGACGACGAUGAUUAUGAAGAUCGGGAAGUGUGCCUCAGGCCACCUAAGGGUUCAACAAGGUGGAAAAGUCUUCUGGGUCUCAAGAAAAGCCACAUUGGCUCCAAGAAAGUUGAUAAGAAUGAUGGCUCUAUGGAAAAAGUUGGUGGAAGUAGAAGGCUCGGGUUUGUGCAUGAAGAGGAGCUUUUGAGUGAAGGAGGGUCAAGUAUCACAGAGAUGUAGAGAUUGGGAUAUUGUGUGGAAUUUUUCUUUUUAGGAGAGGAAAAUGGUGAUGAUAUUUUCGUAUAUUUUUAGCAGAGAUUUUGGAUAAAAUUAGAGCUCUUGAUUAAUCUGUGUAAGUGGGUUUCUUUCAAACUUUGAUUAACCUUCUCUGUUUUUGGCUGUUUUCUUUUUGUACAAAAUCAAAAUUUCUGCUGUUGAAGAACGUCUUGUAUCUUGUUGAGCAC